AUGGCCUCGCCCGCACACACGCCAGCUGCCAGCUCGGCAGAAAACGACGCCAGCUCAAAGUCACUGGAGCGAAUGGCUCGCUUCAAAGCCCUCCAGGCUCGAGCCAAGUCCUCUUCGGCGUCCAACCUGAAGGAAGCGACGAGGGAGUCGCAAAGACUAGGUACCGACCAGGCGCAGCUCGCCGCCCUCCAACGCAAGCAAGACAUCGCAGCCCACAAGCUCCUCAAGGCCGAGGUCGAAGACGCCGGCGAGGACUUUGAGCGCAAGCGCGCCUGGGACUGGACCGUAGACGAGAGCGAAAAGUGGGAUAAGCGCAAGAAGAAAAAGGCCGCCCACCGGGACAACAACGCCUUCAGAGAUCCCCAGCAGGAAAGCAACAAGGUGUACAAGAGGCAGCUGAGGAACAUCGCCCCGGACACGGAGCGGUACGAGAAGCAAAAGCUGGCAGCCAUUGAAAAAGCGGCUGCGUCCGGGGGACUGGACAUUGUCGAGACCGAGGACGGCGAGCUCAUCGCCAUUGACAAGGACGGGUCCUUCUACUCGACUGCCGACAGCACAAGCUUCGCACAGAGCAAACCAGACAAGGCCGCCGUCGAUCGGCUGGUGGCAGAUCUACGGCGUGCCGAAGAACAAAGAUUGAAGAAACGCAAGGAGCGCAUGGCAAGGAACGGGGACGAUGGGGACGUGACCUACAUCAACGAAAAGAACAAGCAAUUCAACCAGAAACUAGCGCGGUUCUAUGACAAGUAUACGUCAGAUAUCCGGGACAGUUUUGAGAGAGGCACCAUGGUAUGA
Molecule: messenger RNA, 795 nt
Organism: Ustilaginoidea virens
Lineage: Eukaryota; Fungi; Ascomycota; Sordariomycetes; Hypocreales; Clavicipitaceae
Exons: 1
Coding region: 1-795 (264 amino acids)
Cellular component (GO): Prp19 complex; catalytic step 2 spliceosome; post-mRNA release spliceosomal complex
Source: RefSeq, a predicted model, not a curated record